AUGGCAGAAGAUACAUCGCCAAGGCGCAAGCUCGCCAUCCAAGUGAUCGACUCGUACCGUUCCUGGGAUCUGGACAAGAUCAUGUCCCUGCGCGCAGACGACUGCGUCACGGUUAUCCUGCCAAAGAGUCUUGGCCAGCCCGAGAUGGACAACGCCGCCUACAGAAAGUUCUUCAGCUUCUCGCUCCCGCUCUUCCAGGACUUCAACCCACAGAUCCAGGACAUUAUUGAAGACGAGAAGGGCAACAAGGUCACCCUGUGGUGCACCAGCACGGCCGACACCGUCAUCGGCCCAUAUGCCAACGAGUACAUGAUCACGCUGCACUUCAACGAGGCGUGCGACAAAGUGGUACGGUUCCUCGAGUUUGUCGACUCCCAUGUAGCCAAGACACACUUUGAGGGCAUGAGGAAGUUUGUUGAGGCCAAGGAGGCUGAGAAGGCUAAGGAGGCGAGGCUCGCUUGA
Cryphonectria parasitica EP155 is the source of this 462-nucleotide messenger RNA. RefSeq lists its product as uncharacterized. Lineage: Eukaryota; Fungi; Ascomycota; Sordariomycetes; Diaporthales; Cryphonectriaceae. The coding region runs from base 1 to 462 and encodes 153 amino acids. The transcript has 2 exons. The record is from RefSeq and is a predicted model, not a curated record.